AUGAAUCGUGUUCUCCCACUUCUGCGUCCUGAUGAUGUUCAAGUGGAAAGUGCAAUUCCAUCUUCAAGUCGCCCAAAACGCCGGACAACUGCCGCGGCAAUCGAUCAAACAGUGAAUUCCACGCAAAAUAACACACCGGCUAAAGUUAGGGUGAGUAUUAUCGAAAAGCUCCAUCGAAAUAAACACGCAACGCAGACCGCGUCGCGCCACAACACAAGGGAACGAUUCAAAUUCCCUCCUUUUUUUUGUGUGUGUGUGUUGUACCGCGACGCGGUCUGCGUUGCGUGUUUAUUUUUAAAUUUCAGAUUUUUAUUGUUGAAUUAAAAACACGUGAGAAAUAAAAAACUAGGUCAAGUGAUGUGGAUUUAAAAACAGUAUAGGUAGCCAUGUCGUCAAUUGCGAUGCGGUUCUGCGUUGCGUGUUGACCUCGGUAUUUUCCAUUGGAUUUGUCAAAUUUUCAUUUCUAAAAACGUGUCGCCCACACGCAUCGCAACUGACGACAUGGCUACCUAUACUGUUUUUAAAUCCACGUCACUUGACCUAGUUUUUUUAUUUCUCACGUGUUUUUAAUUCAAUAAUAGCUGAAAAUUCGCUGAAAAUCCUGAUUUUCAGGUCAAUUUCAGUCAAAAAUGGCCAAAAAUCGUGAUUUUCAGCCAAAAUUUCAGAUAUUCAAGUUGCUCAUUUUUUUAAAAGCAAAUUUCAAGAACUUCAAAAUGAACCUAAGAAAAUUUCAGAUUUUUAGCUGAAAACGCUCAAAAAUCGUGCUUUUCGGGUCAAUUUCAGUCAAAAAUGGCCAAAAAUCGUGAUUUUCAGCCAAAAUUUCAGAUAUCCAAGUUGGAUCUCUCUUUUUUUUAGCCAAUUUCGAAAAAUAGCGCGCAAAAUGGAGAGACGCGAGAGAUUUUUGUGCAUUUGUGCGUCACCGUGUUUGCACAAGUCAAUACAGUAUACCAACCGCGAACCGAGGGCCAAAAAAUAUUGUAUUCGAUGCUUUAACAAAAAAUUCAAUUUUUUCCAGCAAGGAAGUCUAUCCACAAAUCUCCGACGCUAUGGAAGUAUGGAAGAACCAGAUCUGCCCACCAAGAAAUUCGAUGAUAGCAGCAGUGAAGACGAAUCCAAAAAAUCCAGCAAGAAAACGAGCCCGAAGAAGAGUUCUUCUCGAAAACCAUCGCUUGCUCGAGCAUUGUCGCCAGCUUUUAUCGAUAUUCAAGAAUCCGAAGAGCAUUUGCCAAAGAUGACAAAUCCAACAACUCGAAAAUGGUGA
Messenger RNA from Caenorhabditis angaria, 1261 nucleotides. Lineage: Eukaryota; Metazoa; Nematoda; Chromadorea; Rhabditida; Rhabditidae. The record is from the annotation of a GenBank genome assembly.